UCAGAGUGCUGUGACUUGAUCACAGACUUCUAUCUUCACACCUGUUAGUUUCUCACCGCUCAGCUUGCUUCUUUACUUGAUGUAGAAGUUGGGGUUUCCCUUUAUAUGUUUCGUCUUCAAACAUCGUAGGGCGGACGCAUAGAAAAGUUUCUGGAUUAGGGCAGAAUUAACACAAAGCGGCGACGCCACUCCAGCUACACUCGCAAAACAACGCAGAAGAGGCACGAGGGGGACCAAGACACUCUUCAAAAACUUCGAAACACACCGAUCGCGAGGAAAGGCAGAACGAGUCCAUCCCAGAGAGUGAGAGUGAGAGAGAGAGAGACGGCAGCAGAGAGGCAGGGGAUCUUUGCCGACAAGGUCCUGAAGGAUGGAAGCAAAGCAGUUUGCCGGGAUCGUGAAUGGAGCAGUUCCAGGUGAGCCGGUGAAGAAGGAUGAAAACUCCCGGAGAGGGAACUGGGGGAACCAGAUUGAGUUUGUCCUCACCAGCGUGGGCUACGCGGUGGGCCUGGGCAACGUCUGGAGGUUUCCCUACCUCUGCUACAGAAAUGGAGGAGGUGCCUUCAUGUUGCCCUACUUCAUCAUGCUGGUGUUCUGUGGAAUCCCUCUCUUCUUCCUGGAGCUGUCCUUUGGUCAGUUUGCCAGCCAGGGGUGUCUGGGAGUAUGGAAGAUCAGCCCCGUGUUCAAAGGUGUGGGCUAUGGCAUGAUGGUGGUUUCCACCUACAUUGGGAUCUAUUACAACGUGGUCAUUUGUAUAUCCUUCUACUACUUUUUCCAGUCAAUGACAUACUUGUUGCCAUGGACCUACUGUAACAAUCCCUGGAACACACCGGACUGCAGUGGCGUGUUUAGCAGCAACAUCACCAGGAACAUCACCAGGCUGGCUAACGUUAGCACCAGCCUGGUGGAAGGGGUGACCGAGGUAGUCAACCGCACCAAGAGGACCAGCCCCAGUGAGGAAUACUGGAAGCACUAUGUGUUGAACAUCUCUGAUGGUAUUGGGAACUUUGGAGAGGUUCGUCUCCCUAUUCUCGGCUGUCUGGCUUUGUCCUGGUUUGUCGUCUUUCUCUGUCUCAUCAGGGGCGUCAAAUCCUCUGGAAAGGUGGUGUACUUCACAGCCACAUUCCCCUACGUUGUUUUAACCAUCCUGUUCAUCCGUGGCAUCACCUUGGAGGGAGCCGUCAACGGCAUCAAGUACUACCUGACUCCACAGUGGCAUAAGGUCCUUGAUGCAAAGGUGUGGGGAGAUGCGGCGUCACAGAUCUUCUACUCUCUGGGCUGUGCAUGGGGCGGUCUCAUUACCAUGGCUUCCUAUAACAAGUUCCACAACAACUGCUUCAGAGACAGCAUCAUCAUCAGCAUUACUAACUGUGCGACCAGCGUGUAUGCCGGCUUUGUCAUUUUCUCCAUCCUGGGCUUCAUGGCACACAACCUGAACGUCCCUGUGUCCGAGGUGGCAGACCACGGCCCGGGCCUGGCCUUUGUUGCCUACCCAGAAGCCCUCACUCUGCUCCCCAUCUCCCCUCUCUGGUCACUGCUCUUCUUUUUCAUGCUCAUCCUUCUGGGACUGGGGACUCAGUUCUGUCUGUUGGAGACUCUGGUGACGGCCGUCGUCGAUGAGAUCGGAACAGACUGGAUCAUCAGGAACAAGACCGUCGUCACGCUGUCGGUGGCCGUCAUUGGAUUCUUACUUGGAGUGCCACUCACAACACGGGCAGGAAUCUAUUGGUUGCUACUGAUGGACAACUACGCUGCUAGUUUCUCUCUUGUCAUCAUCUCCUGCAUCAUGUGCGUCUGCGUCAUGUAUGUUUACGGCCAUAAGCAAUACUUCAAAGACGUUGAGAUGAUGCUGGGCUUCCCUCCUCCUCUCUUCUUUAAAGUCUGCUGGAGAUUCAUCUCCCCUGUCAUCAUCUCUUGCAUCAUGGUCUUCACAGUGAUCCAGUACAAGCCCAUCACCUACAAUGAUUACGUGUUUCCCACCUGGUCUCUGUAUAUCGGCUUCUGCAUGGCCAUGUCCUCGGUGCUUUGCAUACCCAUUUAUGCCCUCUACAAGAUCUCAAGGUCCCCAGGAGCCACCUUCAGAGAGCGGUUGAAGUUCUCUUGCCGGCCACAUCCAAAGUGGGGCCCUGCACUGAGGGAGCACCGGACAGGCCGCUACGCCCCCCUGGCCUCCGAAGAAACUGUGGAGGCUCGCCCCCUCAAGGAUAAGGAGGAGCUGAAUGAGGAGCCGAAGGAAGAGGCGAAGGAGGAGGAGACGGAGAGGAAGGAUGAUAUCAGCCUCACCAUCCAGGGAAGCAACGGCUCCACCAACACAACGCACAACAGCCCCAACCCCAGCGCAUAGACGGCCCCCGUUCUGUCAGCGCUAUCCAGGGCAGCGCCCCGCCAGUGCUCCACCAUCUCUUCCUUCUCCUCCAUCCUCACCCCACUUUCCCACAGUCCUCUGUGGGGGAGAUCCCAUUUGCUGGAGACCUUUACAUAUUGUAAGGGCUUAUUAUAUCUAUCCUAACCUCUUCUAUCCAUCUGUGUGUUGUCUCUAGAAAAAACGAAGAAGAACAAAAAAGACGAAAGGAAGAAAAUGGGGUCAUCAUCCAAAAGAGUGUGUAUGUUAGUGAGUGUGUGGGUUGUUAAUUUGUUACGCAUAAUUUAAUAAUGCAGUUUGUUUUUCCUUUCACUUUUUUUGGUAAAACGUGUACAUCUUCAUAUGCAGUUAGAGGUACAGUACAAUUAUGACGCUGUUGGUUUUGUGCAUGCAGCAACAUAGAGACACACACUGUUCUCCUUUAUUCUGUUAGCCUUGUCUGUUUAGGAACUGGUGACUUUCUAGCAGCAGUGUUUUGACAGCUGGAGACUUGAAAUGUGAUACACAGUGGUGCUGUAAUAAAGAGAAGCAGGGUGAACCGUGCCUGAACUGGCCAUUUGCAGUUUGAUAAUGCGGUAAGAUGGGCAUCGGUCAGGAAAAGACGUGCAUACAUUCGUUCAUACCAGUACAUUCACACUAUUGUACAUUUUACAGCACACAGUGACCUCAACCAUAGUUGAUCUCAGCUUAAGACUAAACAUGUUAUUUUAUGCUGCUGCUUCUUCAAAAAGUUCUUACAGAGCACACAUAUUUAACACCUGAGAUGGCGACUUACACUGAUUUUCUGUGGAAAUGUCCUCCAUUUGUAACUUCUUUUUCCACUAAAGCUGCUUAAACUUUGUAAACUCAGCAGAGGAAUAUCAGUUAACAGUGCUGUAUUCUCUGCCUCUGCAUUCACACACACACACACACACACACACACACGUUGUGGUUUCUUGUUGUUCCUUGCCCGUGGAAACCUUGUCUCCACUAAGGUGGCCUGUUAAAUGUAUGUGGACCGAAACCACUUGUCCCCGCUGUCUAAAAUCACCUAUACAUACACAUGAAACGUACAGAUGCAACUCUGUUCAUAGGAGAGCCAUCUCUCCUUAAGUCUUCCAGGCAUUAUUUUUGAGUGAAAUGCAUCUUGGGAUGUGAAGGAGGUACCGGGCUAGAGGACGUAGCUAGGUGUGUCGUAGUCUGUGUCUCCCAUAGGUCAUAACAAUCUGCCCCAUUAAGGCAUGUUACCAAAAACAUUACCUGAGUUACCUGCACAUGUUUUUGGCAACAUUAUAUACUGUAUAUCGCAGAAAUGCUGGUAUGGUGUCAGUCUUUUACAGUCAGUGGAACCUUUAAUGUAUUUACAGGUAUUUCUUUUCAAUCUCUGAAUCAAGCUGUGACUGGUUGAGAGACAAAAAACGGAGAGAGAUGUAGCUUUUUUCCAGAAGAAUACAGAAUAAAAAAUCUUAAAUGAAUGAUGUAGAUUUAAAUGUAGCUGUAUAGUAUCGUUCUCUCAGUAAAAAUCUCCUUUUUACCUCUCAUUAUUGUAAAGUAACUUAGUAAAUAAUUAUAAAGACAGCAUAUGUUUAUUUUGUACAAAAAACAUGUAAAACUACAGAAUCAUAAUUAACCGUGUUUACCAUUCCUCAUCUGUGACUUGAUUCAUUGUGGUUUUGUUGUGGAGGGACAGAGAGGGGGUCUCUAUAGCAUGCUCAAUUGGAUUGGUUUUGUAGUAGUGUGGUCGUAGAGGUUUCUGGCAGUCUAAAUACAGAACAAAUACGUGAGUUGUGUUUUUUGUCAUCUCGACAGCUGUGUGAAGAUCAUACGUUCCUUUGUCUUUUAGCUUUCCAGGCAGGGAGGAUUGUUUUGGAUUGCAUCAGGUCUGGCUGUAAUGUUCCUUCACGUCUGGAGAACUACGGGGCUACAAUAACAGUAUUCGCAUGUGUGUCAUAAAACACAAAUUGUAUGUUGUAAACAACAUAUUUAUGGAUAGAGAGACUUAAAGGAGUAUAAUACUAUUUGUAAAUGUAUUGCUGAGAGUUAGCUGAGAAGAUUGAGAUACUACUUGCAUGUGUCUAUAGUAAAGAUGAAGCUUCAGACAGCACCUGGCUAGCUUAGCUUAGCAUAACGACUAAAGAAUUUAUGCCAAGCUGAGCAGAUGUUAGCUCCAACUUCAUAUUUCAGAGUGGUAUUCAUUUAUUUUCCAAUUCUAAGAAGGAAAGAAAAAAAGCAUAUUUCCCAUGAAUAAUGUCUGUAUGUUGAUGCUUAUUAGUCAUUUCAACAAUUUUCAGAAAUAAUGAUGCACCACUUCAGAUUAUAUCCGCACAUUCUUUGUUUUCUUUGACCACUAUUCCCCACAAUGAUUUACUUAGAAGUUUUGUUUACAUGACAGUGCACUCCCUGCUGUGAUCCACAAGAUGGGGUGAUGCUGACACUCAGGGUAGUACGCACAACAGAGGUGGAACUGUGAACUAAAAAUCAACACCAGAAAGUAUUACAUAUUAAGGAAGCGACGAAGGGUGGUCAAUGCUAAGCACAGUAGUUCAAAUAAAUCAUGAUAAGCACAGUGAGCUUCUGAAAAAGCACACAUUUCUACACAAGUUUUGAACAGCUUUGUUAAGAGAAACAUACAGUGCAAUGACUGUUUCCAUAUAUGGAGAAUUGUAUCCUUGGUUGGUAGUUAGUUGUCUUUUUUUACAUUCUGGUGCUCUAUCAAACAAUACAUUCACCACCUACUUAUUUAAAGAUAUUGCGUUGCUUACUCCAAGUCAAAAUUCCAAUCUUAGGAGUGCUGCACUUUCUAGAUGAGGUUUUGUUUGCUGAAAAGGUCAAUACGAAGUUAUUAUUCUCAGUGCAUAUUGGGACAGCUUGCAGACCAUUUCCUGUUUUUAAGGUUGCCUGUCUCGUGUUCAUGCUGUAGUAGGUGAGGCUUAGCCACCAUGUUUCCAUGCUAUCGCUCUACAUACCCCUUACCAUUACUCCGCUGCCCCCCACAACUCUUCCUCCCUUUGUACAGUAAUGUAAAAAAUAUAUAAUCGGACUGUGUAUGUGUGUGUUCAUCUUUGCUUUUAUUUCGAGGGGGGGUAAGUUUGUUUUUGCGGGUUCGGGGAGGGCGGGUAAUGUUUCAUUUUGUUUUAUGAUUUGUCAUUUUUCUUGUAGUGUAAUGUAGAAGACGUCAGGUGUAUUGUGUACUCUGUGUGUAGUGGAUUUGCUCGUACUGCUGAGCCUGCAUGUAGAGCAGGAGUAGUGUAAGUGUUGAUGUCGAUGUACCUCUAACCCAUCAGAACUAGCCAAGUCUUAUUCUGCUAAUAAUAUAGUCUAUCUUUUAAGAAAAAAAAUUGUUGUACUAAAAGAAGAGAAAGAAAACUACAUAUUUUAUCUUCAGAUUUUAAUAAUUGUUUAUCCAAUGUUAAAUGUCACUACUUUUUUUGUUGUUUUUGAAGUAUUCAUUGAAACGUUAAGAUAAAGCCAGCUAAUAUUAAAAAAGCAUUUCCAAACAAAAUCUUUGGAUCGAAACUUGAACUACGAAAGAAUGGUUCGUUUUUAAGGUGAGCUCUGGUGUAGAUGGCGGCUGCAGCUACAUGACGAUGCUUUUUUUAAAAGAACAAUAUCACAGGAACUACAUUUUACACAGUGCAGUGCCAACAGUCGUACAUUACGGUUUAAUAUUCAGUGGCCCUUAACUGAACUUUUUUUUGUCUAGCUGUUACAAUAUUUUUAAAUAUUAGCAAAAUCAAAACACCAAAAUUACUCAGCCUCUAACAUUGAUUUAGCAUCAGGACCCAUUAACUCACAUUUUCAUUCUUGUGCAGCUCUGAAUUAUAAUAUCAGGACAUCAUUUUGUUUUAUGUGGACAUUUUAGACAAUUGUGUGCCAUCAGACAAAGGUAUAGUGACUAUUAUAUUUUGACCAACUACGUCCUACAGGACACUUACAAAAAAAAGAUCAACACAAUUGAAAAUAGUUCAUAACUGACCCAUGUCUUCAGAUACUAAUAUGCUAUUGCCUAUUGUCAUCUUACACUGAAGUGGUCAUGAAGAAAGUCACUGAUGUUGAAGAACUACGUGAAGCAUUUGACCAUUUUUAUACACAAAUUCACUGCACAAGUGUUCUACUGUACUAAAGAACUGUGACUUCACCUUGUUUCUGUGGUUCUAUGUAAAUUACAGAACAUUACCUCUUGAAUUUCUUACUACUGCUCACAUAAACAUACCAUUAUGUUUCAGCACUUUAAAGAAGUCAUUCGUCUAAGCAACAGGAAAAAACAUAAUUAGAAUAAUCAUUUGAAAAAAAGAAACCAAGUUGGGUAAAUAAUGUCUUACUUUCAGUGGUCUGUUUGAAAUAAACUGUGCUGGUGUCAGUGGACAAAUGCUGUGUUGUCGCUAUGCCAAUGUACAUUGUUUCAUGGGAGGAGUGGAGAGAAAAAGCGAGAAUAGAGAACACAGUCCUUCUGGUAUCCUCUAUCAUAUAUAUCUGUCAAUCUAACGAUGUCUGUUCUUCAACCUUUAGGGCCAAAAUCCAUUGAAAUGUCUUAGUCCUGUCAGCUGUAUAUCGUAAACUGUUGAAUUACAAAAUGCUAAAUAAAAUCUAUUUUAAAGAUCA
Messenger RNA from Trematomus bernacchii (emerald rockcod), 6943 nucleotides. RefSeq names its product solute carrier family 6 member 9 (gene slc6a9). Gene Ontology annotation, molecular function: glycine:sodium symporter activity. The record is from RefSeq and is a predicted model, not a curated record. Bases 371 to 2344 code for a protein of 657 amino acids. Gene Ontology annotation, biological process: synaptic transmission, glycinergic; neurotransmitter transport; glycine import across plasma membrane. Lineage: Eukaryota; Metazoa; Chordata; Actinopteri; Perciformes; Nototheniidae. The transcript has 14 exons. Gene Ontology annotation, cellular component: plasma membrane.